CUCAUCUAAAUUAUGUACAAAAUAAGUUCCUAGUCAAAAGCCGUCAGCUGUUGUGUCAAGUGUGAACGUUCUUAACCAACAAAAUAGGUGAAACUUAUCGAUAGUGUGAGAUCCUAAUUGUGAUUAUUACUAGUUAUCACAAGUGGUACAGGUUUGAAAGAAUUGUUAUACAAAAUCAGAUUAAAAUACCUUAAUCUUAUAAUACAAAGAAUGAGUCUGUAGUGAUCUAUAAUACUAUCUAGAAUGUUCAAAGAAAAUGAUAGCAGUUCUGGAGGCUGCAGCAGUACAGCUCCUCGACCAAGAAGAAUGUUGGCACGAUUUUCUUUAAGGCGAUUAUUAUAUUCAAGUCCACUUAUUGGUCGGCGAAUUGCUAGAACACCCAGUUCAAGUAACAGGAAUACAAAAACAAAAGAUUCAACUAGUGGCAAAAUAACUGAUGUUGAAAAAGGAGAAGCCAGAGUAAGUAAUGGUUCAAGCCAUUUUCAAUUUCAGAACAUAGAACGUGCUUCUAGUAAAGGCUCUGUACUAUCUUCGGCUGGAAAGAGUAGUGAAAAUGGUUUAGUAGAGUGUCCUCUAUGCUUGGCUGAAUUACCAGUGGAAUUUUUUCCUAUUGUCCAAUCUUGCCAUCAUCGUAGUUGUUACGAUUGUUAUCAACAAUAUCUUAAAGUUGAAAUUUCUGAAUCUAGAGUUAAUAUAGCCUGCCCUGAAUGUUCAGAACCACUUCAUCCAAAUGACAUUCGGAUGAUUCUAAAUGAUCAAACGCAAUUAGAAAAGUAUGAAGAUUUUAUGGUACGACGAGUUCUUGCCGUAGAACCUGAUGCAAGAUGGUGUCCUGCCCCAGAUUGCAGCUUUGCAGUUAUUGCUAGUGGUUGCGCUUCAUGCCCAAAAUUACGUUGUGAACGACCAGGAUGUGAUUCCUAUUUUUGUUAUCAUUGUAAAGCACGUUGGCAUCCUAAUCAAACAUGCGAUGCUGCAAGAGCUCAACGUACUCAAUACUAUGAACGUAGUUCAUCUCUCAGUUUCAGUCAGAGUGAUUCGCAACAUAAAGAUGAUGUCAAACCAUGUCCAAGAUGUCAAGUCCUUAUUGUUAAAAUGGAUGAUGGAAGUUGCAAUCAUAUGGUUUGUGCUGUUUGUGGUGCCGAGUUUUGUUGGUUGUGCAUGAAGGAAAUCAGUGAUCUUCAUUAUUUAAGUCCUUCUGGUUGUACCUUUUGGGGUAAAAAGCCAUGGUCUAGAAAAAAGAAAAUACUUUGGCAACUUGGAACUUUAGUGGGAGCUCCAGUUGGAAUUGGCCUUGCUGCUGGUAUAGCUGUACCUGCUAUGAUUAUAGGUAUUCCAGUAUGGGUAGGGAAGGAAUUGUAUACAAGAUAUGAGAAAGAUAACAAACAUAAGAGGAACGCUUUUAUUGUUGGAGGAGUAACUGCAUCUGUUUUGGUAUCACCCUUAUUAGCAGGAUUGGCCGUAGGUAUUGGUGUACCCAUUUUAUUAUUUUAUGUUUAUGGCGUAGUCCCCGUUUCCCUUUGCCGAAGCGGAGGUUGUGGUGUUUCUACGAAUGGUACGGGAGUGCGAUUUGAUUUCGAUGACGAAAAUGAGCUUAUGGGUUCUUUGAGUGUUCGCAACGGUGGAGAUGCAGCAUCGAUAGAUGUUGCGAGUCAUCGUGGCGGUAAUCCUUCGAUAGGUGAGGCUUCCCUUUCGUUAGGUAGUGGAAGUCACCUAGAAAAAUUAGGACGUGAAAACGAUCGCGAAAGUGCCAGCAACGUAGCUGUUGCUGGCACCAGUCUCGCAGGAAGUAUAGCCUCUAGUGUUUUACCAGGUGGACAAAGAUUGGAAGUUCAAGCGGACGUGACGUCUACUCAACGAUUCAGUUUGUGUAGUGAAACAGCAUCUGCCGCAACCAGUUUAUCAGAGAAAUCUGUAAACGCAUCUAUCGCUUUGGAUGACGGUGCAGCUUCCACUAGGGCUUUGGCAGGCUCCGUUCUAAAUUUUAAAAUGGAUGGAAGUUCAAUUAGCGGUGGCAGAAGCACGGAAGGGGAACAAGGGACAAGUUCUGUUGCAGGAGGGCAUAUGGACUCAGCAGGUCAAGCUACGUCUUUGAGUUCCCUUGAAGAGGUAGCGCCUGGUUUGGCGAAACGUGCUCGACGUAAACCAACAUUAGAUCGUCAAUGCAGUGAUUCCAGUAAUUGGACCGUUUGUGGAGAGGACGAAAGUUCUGAACGUGUCAGAUUUGACGAUCACGUUAGUUUUAUUGAAGCAGACCAGGAAGGAAUUGUCAGCACAUGUGGAGUGAAUAGCCGAACUUCUGGAAGACGUAAACGUAAUAAAGAGACAGAAGACGUAAAUACUCAAAAGAGUACAAAAAGUUCUAAUACUGAAUCAAAGGCUGAUUCGACAGAUGACAAUGUGUCAUGGGAACGAGUUAAUGUUGCCACUUUGAGAAAUGUCUUCUUCCAUAACUCUACAGCAUCUACAGAUCGCGAAAAGCGAUUAUCGGUGAUAGAAGAACCGUUUCCUGUAGUGGUACAGAAUAACGGUGCUUGUUUUUUUACACCUUCUGACAAAAAAUGUAACAUAAAUAAUGUGGAAGAAGAUUUAUGCUCUUAAAGAAACAAAGACUGAGCAUUUAUGUAAUAAUGUACAUGCGUCCUUUAAAUACACAAAACAUAGAUGCGUAUUCACAUAUAGUGACAAGCAAAUAUGUAAACACGCAAGUCUUAUAACGAAGUGAUAGUGCUAUAAACUUUUUAACUGAUUUAUAAGGAUUAGCAAAAUUACAAACUAAAUCUGUAUAACGUGUUUAUGCUUUUGCUUGUUAUUGUAUAUGUAUAUAUAUAUAUGUAUUUAAGUGUACACGAUGUGCGUGCAUUAAUACCGAAUUUACUAUAUUUAUGCACAUCAUGUAUAAAUGUAUUAUGAAUGCAAUAGAGGGAACAAAUUAAAACUAACUUUGUAUGACAACAUCGAAGCAAGAUAGUGUAUGCAUUCAUAUUUCAGAACUACGUGUGUAUAAAUAUAUGUAAUGUGCGUAUAUGUGUAUAGCUAUAUAUAUACUCACAGGCCUCAAAUUUGUUAUAAAAAUUCAAAUUAAUUUAAUAUGAAUAAUUUUCAUUUUGUGCCAACAUUUUUUUGAUGAAUAAUUACAUGCGAAAAAUUACAUUCUCAUAUACAAAACACGCUCACAAAUAAACUCGAAUUCGUUAAAAUUUUUCUAUGAUGAAAUUCUUCAGAAGAAUUGAAACUUCCACACCAUAUAAACUAAAAUAACUGUAUAAAACAUUAGGAAAAGCUUUAUACGGUUGCAUUUUAUGUCACAUAAUUAUUUUUUAUGCAUGAAAUACUUCUCCAUUUGUCAGUCAUAUUUCCAGAUGUACAAGUAUCGUAAGAACCUUUGUACACAAAUAUUUUCUAAAUGUCCCUUGAUGUAUGAAAAUAUACAUAGUAUAAUGGACGCAAUUGGAGGCAAUGAACAUGCCUUGACAAUGAAUGUUAUACAAUUUUAGAAAAAAAAAAAAAAAAAAAAACAAUGACAUUAUAAAAAGAGGUAUGGUAGUUUACUAUCUUUGGUUAUAUUUAUUUGUUAUUUAUCCCAAACACGUACUAUUUCAGGUGCUUUGUUAGGCAUGUUGAAAGCUUUGAUUUUCUUGCCAGUGUAUUUACAUUUAUGUACACUAACGAUCAGUAUAAGGAACAUUGUAAUCAUGUUUUAACAAUUUUGCCUCUCAUAAAUUUUUAAUUUUAAAUUCUUGAGAAUUAAAUAUGUAUAUAUAAUUAUGUAAAAUUAUUAUCUCAAUAUAUGUUUCUUAUGUGUAACUAAUAACUUUACUAAUAUUUGGAUAAGCUAAUGUCAUACGUCCGGACAAGAAUAAUUGUAUGAAAAGCUUAUAAAUUUAAAAAAAAAGAUGGAUAUAUGGACCUAAAAAACCGAAUUGUGAAAUAUGACAUAAGCUGCCAUAUAAUCUUUAUGUAUAAAUAACAAUAGAUGUUUUAGUUAAAUAAGGCAUAUUUUAAAAAUACGCCCUAGAGUACUAGUAUAUAGUACGAAAUAUAUUUAAAAAGUCAAAUUUAAUGUAGAAACAUUUAUAAAAGUGCAUUUUUACCAAUAUUUUUACGUAUUUCAAAUAAUAGUUUAAAUAUAAAUUAAAUUAAAAAAGUAUAUUUAGUUGAUACAAAAAGCGGUGCAAUUUUAACAUGUUUUAAUAUAUUAAUACAAAUAACUUAAAACUAUAAAGGUAACUUAUACUUUUACAAGUGUUAAUUUCUUCAAAUUCUGUUAAUUAUUGUACAUUUUGUAUGAAGAUCACAGUUCUAUGUAUUACAAAAAUAUUUUGUUUAAGCAAUUGUUUCUUUUACGAUAAAUGUAAAUUCGUAAAUAUAACAAAAUAUAAUAUAAGUGUAUAUUCAUUUAAAUUAUAA
Frieseomelitta varia is the source of this 4407-nucleotide messenger RNA. Its product is annotated as E3 ubiquitin-protein ligase RNF19A-like. The record is from RefSeq and is a predicted model, not a curated record. Gene Ontology annotation, molecular function: ubiquitin conjugating enzyme binding; zinc ion binding; ubiquitin protein ligase activity. Gene Ontology annotation, cellular component: ubiquitin ligase complex; cytoplasm. Lineage: Eukaryota; Metazoa; Arthropoda; Insecta; Hymenoptera; Apidae. The transcript is spliced from 13 exons. Gene Ontology annotation, biological process: protein polyubiquitination; ubiquitin-dependent protein catabolic process; positive regulation of proteasomal ubiquitin-dependent protein catabolic process. Bases 244 to 2598 code for a protein of 784 amino acids.